Messenger RNA from Nematolebias whitei (Rio pearlfish), 1504 nucleotides. Its product is annotated as keratin, type I cytoskeletal 13. Lineage: Eukaryota; Metazoa; Chordata; Actinopteri; Cyprinodontiformes; Rivulidae. Gene Ontology annotation, molecular function: structural molecule activity. The transcript has 7 exons. The record is from RefSeq and is a predicted model, not a curated record. Bases 65 to 1237 code for a protein of 390 amino acids.
CACAGUGCUGUUUGCUCCUCAGCUGUUCUCUCUACUCGUGUUGCCUCCUGACCAGCAGAUAAUCAUGUCCUUGAUGUACACCCAGAGCAUCUCCGGUGGCCCCGGGCUCGUCCAAAAGAGCUACAGCUACAGAACCAGCUCAGCUCCCCACAAGGCUCACAGCGUGUCCGGUCUCAGCUUCAUGGGAGGCCCGCGCAUCUCCAGCUCCACCGCUCGCGUUGUCUCCUCUGGGUUCGGAGGUGGCAGAGGGAGCGGGUUCGACCUGUCCAGCGCCCUGGACCAAAGCAGCACUCACCUGAACGAGAAGGCCACCAUGCAAAACCUGAACGACCGCCUGGCCUCCUACCUGGAGAAGGUGCGCUCACUGGAGGCUGCCAACGCCAAGCUGGAGAAGCAGAUCAGGGAGUACUAUGAGCAGAAGGGCCCAGCAGCCGAGAGGGACUACAGCAACUACUGGGCCAUCAUCAACGACUUGAAGGACAAGAUCAAUGGUGCCACCAUUGUAAACGCCAACAUCCUGCUGCAGAUUGAUAACUCCAAACUAGCUGCUGAUGACUUCAAAACCAAGUUCGAGCACGAGCUGAUGAUGCGCCAGUCCGUCGAGGCUGACAUUGCCAACCUCCGCCGCCUCCUGGACCAGACCACCCUGACGAAGGCUGACCUCGAGUUGCAGAUCGAAGGCCUGCAAGAUGAGCGAGCCUACCUCAAGAAGAAUCACGAAGAGGAACUGGCAGCAAUGCGCUCUCAGCUCACCGGCACAGUCAACGUGGAGGUUGAUGCUGCGCCUCAGCAAGACCUGAACAAAGUCUUGGAGGAGAUCCGCACCCAGUAUGAAGCCAUCAGUGACAAACAUCGUCGAGAUCAAGAGGCGUGGUUUAAUGAGAAGUCGACAUCUCUUACAAAGGAGGUGGCCAUCAGCACAGAAUCAAUCCAGACGUCCAAGACAGAGAUCAAUGACUUACGGCGCACACUCCAGGGUCUGGAAAUCGAGCUGCAGUCACAGCUCAGCAUGAAAAACGCUCUGGAAAACACGUUAGCGGAGACAGAGGCUCGUUACAGCGCCAUGCUUGCUGGCUACCAGAACCAAAUCAACAUGCUUGAAGCUGAACUAGGCAACAUGCGGAGCAGCAUCGAGCAGCAGGGUCAGGAGUACAAGAUCCUGCUGGACGUCAAGACGAGGCUGGAGAAUGAAAUCGCAACCUACAGAGGCCUGUUGGAGACCGAGGAGUCCAGAUAAAGUCAGGCUGAUUUGCACGGAUGCCAGCGCUGUGCACACCCCCAGUAGGAAGCCUGAUCUGCCGGACAAGCUGUUCUCAGACACACACACAUUUACUCCAACUAAUAAAAGCUGUAACACGAGAUGAGAGAAACCAUGGAGAAAAAUGUUGAAAAUGAAACCUGUCUUGAAGUUUGUAACCCGACACUUUGCAAACCAGUAAAGCAGUACUGACUGUGUGUUUGUGUGAGAACUGUCUGAAAAUAUUAAAUCUGCUGACCAAGUUAA